AUCACAUGACAGAGAAUCAGUUCCACUUCAAAAUGGCUUUAGGGUGUAAUAGGUUUCAGAAAGACUCUGCAGUACUUGCAAUAGUUUUGGCGUGUGUUUUAUGCGCGCCGUGUGCUGCUCGCUACAGCAGGCCGCACAGAUAUGAAGCUCAGCUGGAGUCUGCAGCAGCAGCGGAGGAGGAGCAGUGGUUCAUCCAGAGACUCGAUCACUUCAACGGCGCCGAGACUCGAGUCUGGAAACAGAGAUAUUUCGUGAAUGACACCUUCUAUAGACCCGGUGGUCCGGUCUUCCUGAUGAUCGGGGGUGAAGGUCCAGCAAACCCCGCCUGGAUGCAGUACGGAACCUGGCUGCUUUACGCACAGAAACUGGGCGCCUUGUGCUUGUUACUGGAGCACCGAUUCUACGGGAAGAGUCACCCGACAGAGGACCUGAGCACUGAGAAUCUGCGUUUCCUCAGCAGUCGUCAGGCAUUGGCUGAUCUCGCUCACUUCCGCACGGUUACCGCAGCGACGCGAGGCCUGACCAAUAGCAAGUGGGUUGCGUUUGGGGGCUCCUACCCAGGAUCUCUUGCUGCCUGGUUCCGUCUGAAGUACCCGCACCUGGUGCACGCCUCCGUAGCGACCAGCGCACCUGUUCACGCCACAGUCAACUUCCCAGAAUAUUUAGAGGUUGUGUGGCGAUCGCUGGCGGCGGAAAACCCAGAGUGCCCUCUAGUGGUGAAGAAAGCAUCGGACACGCUGGGAGAACGACUCAAUGACCCGAAAACUUAUGACAACAUCACAAAAGACUUCAGGUUGUGCUCUAAGCUCCAGAUCCAGUCCAAGAUGGAUUCUGCGUAUCUUUUGGAGUCCUUGGCUGGGAAUUUCAUGGAUGUAGUGCAAUACAAUGAGGACAACCGGGCGUUUGAGGGUGUUGUGGGCACAAACAUCACCAUAAAGGUGUUGUGCAGUGUGAUGCUGGACUCUUCGUUAGGUGAGCCGUACGAUCGAUACGCCGCUGUGGCUCGACUGAUGCAGAGCACAUUCUCUCAGGCCUGCAUAAACACCCAGUACAAGAGCUACAUCCAGGACAUGAGCAACACAAGCUGGAGCGGCCCUGAGGCCGGAGGAGGGCGGCAGUGGGUGUAUCAGACCUGCACUGAAUUUGGUUUUUAUCAGAGCACCGAUUCACCGAACCAGCCCUUCAGUGGAUUUCCCUUACACUAUCACCUGCAGCAGUGCGCUGACAUAUAUAAUCUCAGCACCUCGUUGGACGAUGCUAUUCAGCAGACCAAUGAAGAAUACGGAGGAUAUGACAUCAGAACCACUCGCAUCGUCUUCCCCAAUGGUUCCAUUGACCCCUGGCACGCCCUUGGAGUGACCCAGGACAUCACAAGCGACCUUCUGGCUGUCUUUAUCGAAGGUACCGCUCACUGCGCUAACAUGUACCCGGCCCGAGCGGAAGACCUUCCUCAGCUGAGUUUAGCACGGGACCACAUCUUCAUCCUGCUCCAGAAGUGGCUGGCCGAGUGAUUGACAGCAGCAGCAGCCAAUCAGGAGCACAGACGUGUGUAAUGGCCAAUCACGAUGUUUAAUGGUACCAUGGCAAUGCAAAGAAGGAAUUUUCUUGCUUUAGAAAUCCAUUUUGGUGGUUUUUAUAACAAUCUUGAAUUCAAAAU
Sinocyclocheilus rhinocerous is the source of this 1657-nucleotide messenger RNA. RefSeq names its product serine protease 59, putative (gene prss59). The transcript has 9 exons. Gene Ontology annotation, molecular function: serine-type exopeptidase activity; dipeptidyl-peptidase activity. Bases 6 to 1511 code for a protein of 501 amino acids. Lineage: Eukaryota; Metazoa; Chordata; Actinopteri; Cypriniformes; Cyprinidae. Gene Ontology annotation, biological process: proteolysis. The record is from RefSeq and is a predicted model, not a curated record.